Sarcophilus harrisii (Tasmanian devil) is the source of this 3173-nucleotide messenger RNA. It is a transcript of the gene GUK1, whose product is annotated as guanylate kinase 1. Gene Ontology annotation, cellular component: cytosol. Gene Ontology annotation, molecular function: GMP kinase activity. Gene Ontology annotation, biological process: purine nucleotide metabolic process. NCBI's taxonomy places the organism in Eukaryota, Metazoa, Chordata, Mammalia, Dasyuromorphia, Dasyuridae. The record is from RefSeq and is a predicted model, not a curated record. The transcript is spliced from 8 exons. Bases 1532 to 2140 code for a protein of 202 amino acids.
GGCAGGAUUUGUGAGGAGAAUAUUAUGGGGCAAGACAGGUUGGAGUCCUGUUGUGAAGGGCCUUGGAUGCUGCAGUCAAGUUUAUGAUAGCAACGGACCGGUCUGCAAACUGCUUUUAUAUAUGCCGCUUCCUUAAAUGACCGUAGUCUGAAGGAUGGGUUUUAGAGGGGAGAAAAUGAAGGCAGAAGCAGCCAAGUAGGAGGCGAUUACAGUAGUUGAGGCAAAAAGAGGUAGAGCCUGAACAAGAAUGGAAAAAAGAUGGCCGCGAGUCACAUCUGGGAAGUAGAAUCAGCAAUGUGGAGAUAUAGCGCCAAAGAGAACCCCAAGGAUUCAAGUUUGGGGGAUUGGGAAGAAUACUGUGAUGCUGGCAAUAGAAGUGGAUAAGCUGCAAAAGAGGUUUUAGGGGUCAGGAGCCGAGCUCAUUUUAAGUGCUGGUAGCAAAUUGAGACGAAUAUGUCUAGUGAGCAGUUGGAGAAUCAGGACAGAAGCCCUAGGAAGAGAUUGGGGUAGAGAUACAAGAUUAGGACCUCCGGUUAAUUUGGUCCUGCUUCAGAUGCCCAGCCUCACUUCUGACCCAUCCAUUCCCACCUUAAAACUGGGAAAUACACAAUGAUAGUUUGGUGUUUAGGGUGAGGAAGGAGAGCUGCUAAUUGGAAAGAAAAACUAAAAAGGGAAUAGGUAAAAUGAGUUAAAAGCAAUUUCUUUCUCAGUUCCUCAUCUAACGCAUUUCCUUCAGUCUGAUGUGGGGAAAACCCAUUGUUGAAAAAGAGAUGCCAUUCUUCUUUCCUGAGCUGAACUGAUCAUGGUAAUAGUCACAGGAGCAGUGAAAAGGUUAAGUUUGGUAAUGAAGAAACAAACUCAUGUUACUUUCAUUUUUGGUUUGACCUGAAAUCACUGCUGAAAAAUGUACUUCCUUUCCCAUGCAAAUGCGCAGCUUAUUAUUUGUUCCGACACCAAAAUCAUUUCUCUUUAACCAAUUCCUGUCCUCCCAAAUCCUUGCUUGACAUGAAAUCUACAAAAUGAAAUCCUGGACUUGAAAUGAUAAAAUCCUAAUAUGAAAAACACUUGAGCAGAGACAACAGAAAAACAAGCAGAUCUUACAGCAUGUGAGCUUUUCAUUCAAAUUUGUGAUUUACUCUCCUGCGGUAUUAUGGGUAUACUGUCAGAACCCUUAUUAUUCAAAACCACUAAGUUGAAAAAACUCAACUCUGUCUGUCCCCUCUCCCCAGUACCUGUUCCCUUAUUCCCUCUAGGUUCUGAAUUCCUAAGAACUCUUAUGCUAAGAUUUUCAUCUAGAAUAAGUCUGGGCAGUAGAAAAUGUGGAUAUUUUUCUGGUCUCUGAUACAAUUUAGCUUAGGCCACAUAGUUCUGAUCUGAGGAACUUUUAAACAUACAGUGUCAGAGCUGGAAGAGUCUUUAGAACAUGGAAUGUUAGAGUUGGGAGGAAAUCUACAACAGACUGUUAGAGCUGGUGGCCAUGACAAGAGUCAUGUAGUGGUGGGAGUACUGGUCUCAGAUCCUUACCACCUUGAUGACGUUGGGGAUGACAGGACCAAGGCCAGUUGUUCUCAGUGGACCAUCAGGUGCUGGGAAAAGCACUUUGUUGAAAAGGCUUUUUCAAGAAUAUGGCAACAUUUUUGGCUUCAGCGUCUCCCAUACCACAAGGAGCCCGAGGCCCGGAGAAGAGAAUGGCAAAGAUUAUCACUUUGUGACCAGGGAAGAGAUGCAAAAAGACAUCGAAGCUGGAGAGUUCAUCGAGCACGCUGAGUUCUCGGGAAACAUGUAUGGGACCAGUAAAGCUGCCGUGCAGGCCGUGCAGGCAAUGAAUCGGAUCUGCGUGCUUGACAUAGACCUGCAGGGAGUGAGGAACAUCAAGAAGACUGAGCUGCAUCCCAUCUAUAUCUCUAUCCAGGCGCCAUCCCUGGACAUCCUGGAAAAACGGCUGAGAGACAGGAAGACUGAGACGGAGGAGAGCUUGCAGAAGCGGCUGGCUGCUGCCGCCGCUGACAUGGAGAGCAGCAAGGAGCCCAACCUGUUUGACCUGAUCAUUAUCAACGAUGACCUGGACGAGGCGUAUUUGAUGCUGAGGAAGGUCCUGGCUGAGGAGAUCAAGAAGGCCCAGCAGCCCCGUGAGUCGUGACCAGAAAACCAGAGGCCAUCCCGCUGCCCUCCCCCAUCCUUUUACGUUCUGAGCCACACAUUCCUUUUCAUCUGACCCCCUCCCUACUCCACGCCGCAGAGGAGCCUGUGUGGGCAUCAGCUGGAACCAUGGGCAUCUUGGGCCAGAGAAUGGGUGGAUGAUUGUGCCUUUUGGACCCCCACAUCUUUUCCCCCCAUUAAGAUCCCAGGGGCAUCCUCUGUACCCCGUAAGACCCAACCUGGGAGAGAGCUGUGUCCCCAAGGCUCCACCACCCACAAUGGCUAAGACUGGGAACCUCUAGGCCAGGUUGUGUGGGCAUCUAACCCUGCAAUGGCCUCUGGACCAAGGAGAGGGCAUUCAGACCCUACAGAGAAGGGAGACUCCUAGAGCUGGGGGCCAGGUGAACCCUGGGUCCUUGGUUCCCAUAUACCCCUGCCACAAGUGGCCAUGGCAGGGUAGCAACUUACAUGCCAGCCAGUGUCAUGAGGCUUUUUGGCUGGGGGGCAAGAAUCCUGCUGUCCUCUGGUCUCCACGGUGGGUUGUCUGGGAUGUCUGUCCUGUCAGGUUCCUCCAGGGAGGAGACGACCUGCCAUGUAUUUGGAAGCAAAGGCAGCAGGGCACCUGGUUCUGGAAAACUCCCCUGUAUGGGCAGUCACCCUGGAUGGUGAUUUAGCUCCAGACUGCCAUCCUGCCCCCCAACCUGGCGGGUACAAUGGCUUUCUGAACCAUUUGGCAUCCUGGGGACCACUGGGGUAACGGUAAUCCCCAGCACGCACACACACUCCCCUCUGACACUUGGACUUGUUUCCUGACUUCGGUAGCCCAUCGGGGGGAUCCAUUGCCUCCCCUCAAUCCUCUGCACCCCCACAGCCUAGAUCGGCCUGGACUACAUUGGGCAGCACGGCCAGGCCACGUGCAUGUGUCCAGAGUGAUGCUGAGCAGUGGGAUGCUCCCCAUGACCCCCUCCUCUGUGAACUCUGGAUGGUCUUCCUGACCCCAGAACCCAGCUUGGAAUAAAGUCCAUUUUACUUUA